This is a messenger RNA of Paramuricea clavata, 2229 nucleotides long. Lineage: Eukaryota; Metazoa; Cnidaria; Anthozoa; Malacalcyonacea; Plexauridae. The record is from the annotation of a GenBank genome assembly.
AUGUCUACUGAAAAGAGUAAAAGAGCAAUUCGAAGAGGAAAUCGAGCUUUCGUGACGAAAGUUAUUCAGACGGCAAAUGACGCCAUUGACAAGUUUGGUUUAACUCAGACGGAGAAAGAUGCGUUAAAUCACGGAUGUAAAAUCACGUUAAUGGAUAAGAAAGAAUCCAUAAGAAAGCUUGAUGAAGCUAUUCUGAAUGAAAUUGAAGAUGAAGAGAAGAUUAUGGAAGAUAUAUUUCAGGCUGGUAAAGUGGGUGAGUCGAUCAGUAAAAUGCUUGUUAAAAUUGAAAAUGUUUUGAAGACAGUGGAAGCGAGCAAUGUGACCUCGCCAGGGGGACUGGGUACAACCAUGCCAAGCGUAUGUCAGCCAAUGCACCCCUCGUCAGCCAGAGCAAUAUUACCAAAACUGUCCUUGAAGAAAUUUUCUGGAAAUCCUACUGAUUGGCAAUCAUUUUACGAUAGCUAUAAAGCUGCAGUUCACACUAAUGACAGUUUAUCUAAAGUUGACAAAUUCAACUACUUGAAAAGUCUGGUGGAGUGUCCGCCAGCUUCAGCAAUCGCAGGGUUUUCGUUAGCUAACGAAAACUAUGAGACUGCUUUAAUUUUAAACUUUUGGAAGAGAGAUUUGCAAAUCCACAAAUUAUAGUUUCCAGUCAUGUUGAUGCCCUAUUGAAGUUGGAACCUGUUUCUAUUAUACAUGAAAUUGUCAAGAUUCGGAAGCUGUAUGACAGUAUUGAAACGCAUAUUCUUAGUCUAGCGAAUUUGAACAUAGAAAGUGAAACAUAUGGGACUCUUCUGAUUCCAAUGAUUCUUGCUAAACUUCCAGAGGAAAUGCAGUUGUUGAUAAGUCGGAAUGUUGGCAAGGAUGAUUGGAAAUUAGAUGAGUUACUUAAGGAAUUUAGAAUUGAGUUAGCUGCUUGAGAAAGUGGCUCGUUGUUACAAAGCACUACAGAGAAAAAGGACGGUGCCAGAAGAAAUUAUGAGCCUAGUACAUCAUCAACACUUUUCACGGGAAGUGACAAUCGUUCAAUCCAGAAAUGUACGUGCUGUGGGGAACAACAUUUAUCAUCACGGUGUAAUAUAAUUACAGAUAUUUCAGCACGUAGAGCUAUUCUCCGAAAAAAGGGACGGUGUUUUGCAUGUUUGAAGUCUGGUUAUAUAGUCAGACAUUGUCCUUCCAAGUUUAAAUGCCCGAAAUGUGGAAAUAACCAUCACAUUUCUCUCUGUGAAGGUAUACAACCAAGGGAGGACCCUAGUAGUAAUAUAGAGGCCGUUCAACCCCCAUUUUUGAGGGUGCGUAAGGGUGCGCUAAUUAAUAUUCAUAAAAAUGAGGGUGCGUAAGGGUGCUGAAGGUGCGUUAAUUAAUAGUCGUACAAAUGAGGGUGCGUAGUGACGUCACUCAUUAACAUACGUCAUAAUUAUAUGCAAUGACGUCACGCGGGCGAGCUUAAACACGAUCGGGCGAAACUUGCUGACUACGCAUUUUUUAGUGUCCCCCACGUGUAUGAUACAAUUGAGGGAUUAAUGUUGGCUUACUAUGAUUGGUUGUUUGAUUUAACGAGCGUCUGUAUAAAAUCGACAAGCGUCUUGUAGUGAGCAUAGUUUUGCAUCAGUCAUGGAGUGUCUACACGGAAAAGCUGCUGCCUCUACAACUACAAACAAUGGUACAUUUUGGUUUUGUGGGGAAAAACCAAGCUGUGAGUUUUUUUGCCCGGACGAAAAUUGUUAUAUGUAUACGAGAGCUGUAGCUGCGUUUCGUGCAAGUGGUUCUAUACAUCCCGUAUGUCCUACACAUCAGAAAUUUGCCAAGUUAUGUGUAGUCAAAGACACAAUGAAAGAUAAUUACGGACGACCCUUCUUCGUAUGUUCUGAGCGAAAGAAUCCCUGCAAGUUCUGUCAAUGGGGAGACGUAUUCGAAGGUCCAAGACCGUUAUGUCAACAUGGAAUGGUGUGCUGUGAACGAAAAGUCAAGAAAGAUGGUCCGAAUCAAAACCGUCUGUUUUACUGCUGUCGGAAGGACGACUCUUGUGGUUUCUUCGAAUGGAAGCAACAAGGCCCUCGGGUGACCAACACUGGCAUUGUACUCUUCAGUAAUCCACUACAAUACCAGUACAUGAUUGAAGAAACAGGAGAGACAUUUAAUAGUUCUAAAUCUAACACUAAGGAGGCCUAUGAUGAAUUUCGUAGAUUUGGUUUAACAAGUGAACUUGAUAAAAUAGACCUCUUGUAA